Molecule: messenger RNA, 1866 nt
Organism: Cercospora beticola
Lineage: Eukaryota; Fungi; Ascomycota; Dothideomycetes; Mycosphaerellales; Mycosphaerellaceae
Biological process (GO): proteolysis
Cellular component (GO): fungal-type vacuole
Molecular function (GO): serine-type carboxypeptidase activity
Source: RefSeq, a predicted model, not a curated record
AUGGGCCUCGCAUCACUCUGUACAUUCAUUAGCGCUCUUGCUUCCUGUGUAUUUGCCGCAUAUCCUUCUCAACCAGAAGGCAUUACUACGACACAGAUCGAAGGCAAGCCUGGAGUGUCGAUUUCAUUCAAGAAGACGACCAUAUGUGAAACUCGAUCCAAGGCCUACGCGGGCUAUGUACAUCUUCCAAGCACGCUACUCAACGACGACGAAGGCGAGGCCACGGCGUACAACGCAUCGAUAUUCUUCUGGUACUUCGAAGCACGCAACGAUCCGAGCCAUGCGCAGACUGCGAUAUAUCUUGCCGGUGGGCCAGGUAUCUCUUCAAUGACGGCCGCGACACAAUCUGGAGGCCCAUGUAUUGUACUACCGGACGCGAACAGUACAGAGAGCAACCCAUGGGCGUGGAACGAGUUCGUCAAUAUGCUUUACAUUGACCAGCCAGUCGGCACAGGCUUUUCAUACGACUCUUUGAUCAAUGGCACGAGGAACUUGCUCUUCACUGGAGCUGAAGAUGGCGAUACUUUUGAUAUCACACCUACAGAGACUGGCAAUGGGACACAAGGCAUCGAAGAUCCCACAAAUCUUCUCGGAACCUUUUCAAGCCAAUCCACUCUACGAACCGUGAACACUACAGCAAAUGCUGCGCGAACGCUUUGGGAAUUUGGUCAGGCGUGGUUCUCCUCAUUCCCUGGCUACAAGACUGCAGACAAACGGAUCUCCAUCUUGGGCAAUUCCUACGCCGGCUACUAUGUUCCUUACAGUGCAGCCUAUUUUCAAGAGCAGAAUGUCAAGAUACAAGCAGGUGAACUGCAAGCUCAAGUCUUGCCAAUCAACACCAUAGGCUGGACAAAUGGGUGUACCGACAUGCUUUAUCAGGCUGAGUGGUAUCCUGACAUGGCAUACAACAACACAUACGACCUACAGGUACUUCCGGAUGAAGCUUAUGCGGCAGCAAAGGACGCCUGGAACACUGAAGGCGGCUGCCGAGACCAAAUUCUCGCGUGUCGCGAAGCUGGGAACACCUUCGACUCUGCAAUGUAUGGCAACAACGAUGCUGUCAAUCAAAUUUGUAAAGCAGCGAGCUACUACUGCGCCGUGAACAUCAUCCUCGGUCCAUUCGCCGCGUAUACCAACCGCUCAGCAUUCGAUCUCUCCCAUUUCGAUCCCGAUCCUUCGCCUCCGUAUUACUCCGCCGGCUUCUUCAAUCAAGGCUGGGUGCAAAAGGAUCUAGGAGUACCACUGAAUUUCACUCGAAGAUCGUUCGCCGUUUCGAGCGCAUUCCUUCCUACUGCCGAUGCUUUCCGGGUCGAAGGGCUCAAGAAUAUUGAAUAUCUCCUCUCUCAAGGCGUCAAAGUAUCCAUGGUCUAUGGUGAUCGUGAUUACCGCUGCCCGUGGGAUGGUGGUGAGAAGUUGUCUCUUGCUGCGAACUGGUCUAGCUCCACUGCGUUUCGAUCGGCAGGCUAUGCCGACAUCAAGAUCGGUGACUGCGGCCAAGCUGGCGGCGUGGUCCGACAACAUGGAGGCCUCUCUUUCAGUCGGGUCUUCCAAGCGGGCCACGAUGUCGCAUUUUCGCAGCCAAGGACUGCAUUCGAGAUUUUCAAGAGAAGUAUACUUGGAUUCGAUGUAGCGAGGGGAAAGCGGCAAACGGACGAUCAAUACUCUACCACAGGUCCGAGAGACUCCUGGCAUAUCAGAGAGACUUUACCAGAACCGCCGGCGUUUGAGUGCAAUAUUUACGCCGUGCCGGAGAGCUGCACGGCUGAGCAGUAUCUUGCUCUUCAGGACGGAAGUGCUGUGGUCGAGUAUGGUAUCGUCAUCCGACCCAAGGCUGUGAUGGCUGAGAGUCGUAAUGAUUUAUCCUGA